UAUGGCUCACGUAAUACUGAUGGCGAGCGAAUUCUUGAAUAUGCAGAUUCGCAUAAUCUCGUCAUUGUAAACACGAAAUUCCGUGACUCUCAUCUCAUUACCUUCUAUAGCGGUGAAAACAGAACACAAAUCGAUUUCGUCCUUGUUAGGCACCGCGAUCAUGGACUCGUAACGGACGCGAAGACAGUGCCGUAUGAAACUGUCGCUACACAACAUCGACCGCUGAUUUGUACGCAAAAGAUCGCCCCGCCGAAACCGGAUUCGCCGAAAGUUGUGGGCCAGCGAGAAUCAAGUGGUGGCGACGAGAAAGAAAAAGAAUCGGCCGUCGUCUCCCGCAUUCUAUUACAGGCGGUAACGACCGUCGAUGAAACUUGGAAGAGUGCUGUCGAAGCGAUAACCCGGUCGCGGUCGAAGCUCGGCAUGACCAAGCCUGGACGACGAAAGAUUGACAAGCAAACAUGGCUGUGGACGGAUCAUGUCAGGGAUAAAGUACGUGAGAAGAAAAAGCAAUACCACGCAUUCCUCUCGGAAAAGACAGCCGAUAAUUGGCAGCGCUAUCAGAUCGCGAAGAAAGAGGCGAAGAAGGUCGUUGCUUCUGUGAAGGCAGCUCAUUUUGCCGAAUUGAACGAGAAGCUCGAGUCUCGCGACGGUGAGCGGUAUGUUUACCGACUCGCAGAGACCCGCCAUCGCCAGACCGAGGAUAUAGAAAGGUUCUUCGGCAUAAAUGACGAGAAUGGUCACCUCCUGACGGACCGCAAGCAAACACUGAAACGAUGGCGAGAGUACUUCGAAAACAUCUCGACAGUCGAAUUUGCUCAUCCCGCCAUCCCUUGCGCUCCGCCAGUAUACGGUCCUGUCCAGAAGAUAACUGUGAGGGAGACAAUUACGGCUAUGAAGAGGAUGAAAUCAGGCAAAGCAACUGGUCCUGACGACUUAGCAGCGGACCUGUGGAAAUCGAAAUGCUGGAAUCCUGCAGGGUGNGGUCUCAACCUAGAUGUGUCCGGAAAGCGGCCUAGAGGGCGCCCAAAGCAGCGAUGGCCCGAUACGUUGCACGAAGACCUAAAAACGGUUAACAUCCACCCCAAUCAAGCGUUUAAUCGGGAGAAGUGGCGUCAACACAUCAGAAAAGCGGACCCCGCCUACAUGCGGGACAGGCGCUAA
Molecule: messenger RNA, 1161 nt
Organism: Haemonchus placei
Lineage: Eukaryota; Metazoa; Nematoda; Chromadorea; Rhabditida; Trichostrongylidae
Source: the annotation of a GenBank genome assembly